This is a messenger RNA of Aspergillus oryzae RIB40, 648 nucleotides long. RefSeq names its product uridylate kinase ura6 (gene ura6). Gene Ontology annotation, biological process: 'de novo' pyrimidine nucleobase biosynthetic process; CDP biosynthetic process; UDP biosynthetic process. The transcript has a single exon. The record is from RefSeq and is a predicted model, not a curated record. NCBI's taxonomy places the organism in Eukaryota, Fungi, Ascomycota, Eurotiomycetes, Eurotiales, Aspergillaceae. Gene Ontology annotation, cellular component: nucleus; cytoplasm. Bases 1 to 648 code for a protein of 215 amino acids. Gene Ontology annotation, molecular function: UMP kinase activity; ATP binding.
AUGGCCGACACUCAACAUCCCACCCCUCGUUUCUCGCCCUCCGAAGUCACAGUUGUUUUCCUUCUUGGUGGUCCCGGAAGUGGCAAGGGUACUCAAUCUGCCAAUCUCGUCCGCGACUACGGCUUUGUCCAUCUGUCGGCGGGUGAUCUACUGCGCGCCGAGCAGAUCCGCGAGGGAAGCCAGUAUGGUGAACUGAUCAAGACUUAUAUCCGGGAGGGCAAGAUCGUUCCGAUGGAGAUUACGGUGGCACUGUUGUCGAAUGCCAUGGCAGAUGCCUUAAAGAAUGGUGCUAGUGCCGGGGAGGGCAAGAAGGCCCGGUUCCUGGUCGAUGGGUUCCCGCGCAAGUUGGAUCAGGCUAUUUUCUUCGAGGAUACAGUCUGUCCUUCGGAGCUGACACUGUUCUUGGACUGCCCAGAGGAGGUUAUGGAGAAGCGCCUAUUGAAGCGCGGAGAGACCUCCGGCCGUGAUGAUGACAAUGCUGAAUCCAUUCGGAAGCGUUUCCGCACUUUUAUUGACACCAGUAUGCCUGUUGUCGACGCUUUUAAAAAACAGAAUAAGGUUGUGUCUGUGCCGGCCACGGGGUCUGUUGAGGAGGUGUAUGCUCUUAUCCAAGAGGGUUUCAAGGCUCGUGGGGUGCAUCAGCAGUGA